UGUGGGCUGGUCACAAAUCCCAUGUGGUCCGACAUCAUUGACAUGGCGGAAUCCCCCUCCGUACCCGCCUGGUAGUUAUUCCAGCUCGCUCACUCUUCCAGCCAGGCGGGGAUUUAUCGGACUGCCGGUCGCCUCCCUCCCUCCGAAGGAUAGACAGGGCAUUUCUCCUCGCGCGCAACCCCAUUUCCAGCCCAAGGAAGCCCGCAGAGGAAGAUUCUCCAUGAAUGUACGUCACAAUGAUGAUGACCGACCAAAUCCCACUGGAGUUGCCAUCACUGCUGAAUGGGGAAAUAGCCAUGAUGCCUCACUUAGUCAAUGGAGAUGGAACACAGCAGGUCAUUUUUGUUCAAGUCAAUCCAGGUGAAACUUUUACUAUAAGGGGUGAAGAUGGAACUCUUCAGUGCAUUCAAGGACCUGCUGAGGUACCCAUGAUGUCCCCCAAUGGAUCUAUUCCUCCCAUACAUGUGCCUCCAGGUUAUAUAUCGCAGGUAUUAGAAGACAGCACGGGCGUUCGCAGGGUGGUGGUCACACCUCAGUCUCCAGAGUGCUAUCCUGCUAGCUAUCCUUCUGCCAUUUCUCCAACACACCACUUACCACCAUAUCUUACCCAUCAUCCCCAUUUCAUUCAUAACUCUCAUACAGCUUUCUACCCGCCUGUUACUGGGCCUGGAGAUAUACCACCCCAGUUUUUUCCUCAGCAUCAUCUUCCGCCUACCAUUUACGGAGAGCAAGAAAUUAUAUAUGGAAUGUCAAGUUAUAUAACCAGGGAAGAUCAAUACAACAAACCACAGCACAAAAAAAUCAAAGACAGACAGAUUGAUCGCCAGAACCGUUUGAACAGCCCUCCAUCUAUCUACAAGAGCCAUCCAGCAUGUACGACAGUGUACAAUGCUACCAUCAAGACUCAAAAUGGGGCCACCAAUGGGGGAGGAACCGGUGGAGGCAUCGGUGGUGGAGGCAUGCCAGCUGUCAAAAAAGCAGAACGCAGAGCAAGGAGCAGCCCCAAGACCAACGAACAGGAUGUGCAUGAAUGUGACACAGAAACAAAGAAGGUCCAAUAUGUUCUUUCUGGAAUUGAGAAACCACAGGUGUCAAACAUUCAGGCUAGAACAGUUUUGCUCACUUGGUCUCCUCCAAAUGGCCUUUCAAGUGAAGAUAGACUCAACAAUGGUUUGCCUUACACCUGUACUUACGAAGUGGCCUUAUCAGACAAAGGGAGGGAUGGGAAGUACAAAACAAUCUACAGUGGAGAAGAAUUGGAAUAUAAACUGAAAGAUCUUAGGCCAGCAACAGAAUAUCAUGUCAGGAUACAUGCUAUGUACAAUUCAGUGAAAGGAUCUUGCUCAGAACCAGUCAGCUUCAUCACUCGUAGCUGUGCUCCAGAAUGCCCUUUCCCACCCAAACCUUCACACAGGACCAAAAAUUCCUUGACUUUGCAAUGGAAGGCCCCAGCUGACAAUGGUUCAAGAAUCACCAGCUACCUUUUAGAGUGGGAUGAGGGGAAAAGGAGUAAUGUUUUCAGAGAAUGUUAUUUUGGGAGCCAAAAACAUUACAAGGUGACAAAGCUGUGUCCUGCUGUGGGUUAUACAUUCCGAUUAGCAGCUCAGAACGAAAUAGGCAUAAGUGGCUUUAGCCAAGAAGUUGUAUGCUAUACUUCAGGAAAUAUCCCUCAGAUCCCUUCAGCACCAAGGCUUGUCCGUGCUGGAGUAACGUGGAUCACACUGCAAUGGAAUAAAGCAGAAGGUUGCACACCCGAAGAAGUGAUUACAUACACCUUGGAGAUUCAGGAAGAAGAUAACGGUAAUGCAUUUCAUCCAAAGUACACUGGAGAAGACCAAACCUGUACUGUGAAGAAUCUUAAAAGAAGCACACAAUACAAAUUCAGACUGAUUGUCUCCAACAUAGAAGGGAAAAGUAGUCCUAGUGAUGUCAUGGUCUGUACAACAAGCCCAGACAGGCCAGGGCCUCCCUCAAGACCCAUUGUUAAAGGGCCGGUAACAUCUCAUGGCUUCAGUAUGAAAUGGGAGCCUCCUCAGGACAAUGGCGGUUCAGAAAUCCUAAAUUAUCUGUUAGAAGUUUCAGAAGGAAGCUCUGAAGCAAAUCAAUGGGAAGUUGCGUAUAGAGGGCCUGCUACAGAAUGUACGUGUGCAUACUUGAAACCAGGCACUUUGUACAAGCUCCGGGCAUGCUGUAUUAGCACUGGUGGACACAGUCAGUGUUCUGAAAGUUUACUUGUUCGUACACUAAGCAUUGCUCCAGACCAGUGUCAACCACCCAGAGUGCUUGGGAAACCAAAGCAUAAAGAAGUACAACUGCAGUGGGAUGCUCCCCCUGUAUCAGAAAGUAGCAGUCAUAUCUCAGCAUACAGUGUAGAAAUGACUGGGCCUGAGGGUGUGGUUUCGGAGGUGUAUCAUGGUCCAGAUCUGGAAUGUACUGUCAGCAACCUUCUGCCUGGAACAACAUACCAGUUCAGAGUGAGGGCUUUGAAUGAUGGAGGGUACGGAACUUAUUCUGAAGCUACAAAAGUCACCACAGUUGCUGGGCCACCAGGGCAGUGUAGAGCACCUUGCCUUACCUUCCUUUCAGAUUCAAGUGUACUUGUGAGCUGGGAGAGGCCUGAGAGUUUUGGUGCUGACAUCUCAGAAUACAGACUGGAGUGGGGAGAAGACAAGGAGACUUUAGAACUGGUGUAUACUGGCACAGACAACUCCUUUGAAAUCCACCAACUGUCAGCUGCAGCACAUUAUUUCUGUAGACUUCAGGCGAUAAACCAGGCAGGAGCAGGAUCAUACAGUGACCUGGUUUCCUGCAGAGCCCCAGCAUCUGUUCCUGAUGCUGUUACCACCCUCUGUGUAUCAGAGGAUGAAAACCUGGAUGCCUGUCCAUUGCCCGUUGUAUGCCUUGUAUUGAACUGGGAGGAACCGUGCAAUAAUGGGUCUGAGGUUAUACAUUACAAUAUUGAACUGGGAGAUGUUACUCUGCCAGUGGGUAAAGUCACAACUUACGUAAUUGAGGACCUGCUUCCAGAAACCACAUUCCGGAUCCGGAUUCAGGCCGUCAAUGAGGUUGGAGCUGGGCCUUUUAGCCACUUCAUUACAGCAAAGACCAGGCCGUUGCCACCCUUACCUCCUCGGCUAGAGUGCGCUGCAGCAGGUCCCCAGAGCCUGAAGCUGAAAUGGGGGGAGAGCAGCUCCAGACAGCAUGCUGCUGAUGACAUGGUCUAUCUCUUACAAAUAGAGGACAAGAACAAGAGGUUCAUUUCAGUCUAUAGGGGACCAAGUCAUACUUACAAGGUACAACGGCUGAUGGAACACACCUGCUAUACUUUUAGAAUACAAGCUGUAAAUGGUGCUGGGGAAGGACCUUUCUCAGAAGUGUUUACCUUCAGUACAACAAAAUCUAUCCCCCCUGUCAUUAAAGCACCUCGAGUGAGACAGUUAGAAGGAAAUACGUGUGAAAUUGCUUGGGAAACAGCACCCCCAAUGAAGGGAGACCCCAUGAACUACAUUCUGCAGGUCCUAGUUGGAAGAGAGUCUGAGUACAAACAGGUGUACAAGGGAGACGAGACGACGUUCCAAAUCUCAGGCCUUCAGGUUAACACAGAUUAUAGGUUUCGCGUGUGUGUUUGCCGCCGAUGCUUGGAUACCUCACAAGAACUUAAUGGACCUUUCAGCCCUUCUGUUGCCUUUAUUCUCCAGCGGAGUGAGCUCACACUUACAGGGGAAAUGGGAAGAACCGAUGACCCCAAGGCUAAAUGUAUGAUGCCUUCUGAUGAACAGUUUGCAGCCCUCUUAGUCCUCGGCUUUGCAAGUGUCUCCAUCCUAUUUGCUUUUAUACUACAGUAUUUGUUUAUGAAGUAGAGAGUUCAACACAAGCAUUUGAGGUAUCAUUUUAAUUAAUGCUUCAUACUAUAAUCUACAUGUUUUAUUCAGAUAGUCCUCUUUAUUUUUUCAGUGCAUUUUUUCUGGUUUAUCGUUUUUUUAAGGGGUGUCAAGGGGAAUGGCAGUCCUAUUUAGACAAUAAAAAUCGACAUUCAGGUGCACCCUUUGGACAUUCAAGGUUAGGAAAUAGUCAGAUAUAUCCAAGCCAGAGACUGAAACAAAUAUUUCGCAUUUGGAUGUUCUUUCCCCUUCUCCUAUGAUUUUAUUCACUUACUAGUUGUUGUUUUUUCCCCAGAACAUAGAAAUAUAACCGGUUUGCCUUCACAUUCUUGCCUUAGUGCUAAACUUGUUGCAGUCUUUAAGUUGCAAGUUUAUUACAUUAGAGUAACUGCUUUAAACUCUUCUGAAUUUGCAAGACUUAACCAUAAUUAUGUAAUAGCAUUGCAGCUAAGCAUUCCGCAAUGCAUCUGUUGCACAAAUUGUUAAUUAUAAAUAUCACAUAUGAUAUUCACUACAAUUCUUUUCUCCUCUCCCCCCAUCCCACCAAUUUUGCUUUUUUUUUUUUUUUUUACUUUUUUCCCAUGGGGGGAAAAAUUAAUCUCAAUUAUGUAAUCAACUAUAUUUUUAGCACAUUUCAGUCCCAAUAAUUUAUCUUGCAACCUAAAGUCUUCUUUGAAUUAUAAAUUUUUUAUUCAAGCUGUUUGCGUACUAUAAAUUCCUGUAUAACAAAUCUGAUAACCAGAAAGCUUUAUCAAUGAAAAAGCAUUACCGUUUCUACCAUUUCCUUUAUUUUAUAGCAGUAAUUUUAAGAGGGCAUUGUGCAAUAGUUAUUCCCAUGUCCAGCUGUUUUUAUUUUGUUAAAGAAAAGCUGCUUUUAACUAGUUUGUUUGCCUUUGUAUAUAAACUUACUCUUAAUCCAAUCACUAGAUUUGUUAUAUUCAUCUUGAUCUUAUGUGUUUAUAACUGGCGAAAGCUUGCUACCUUUGCUAUUUAAAUUACAUUAUUACCUUUUGUCAUAAGCAAUCUCUUGAUCAGCCGUGUAAGAAAAAGGUCCAUCUGCAUUUCAGUCUUGGAAAAACUGGGGUAAAUUCAUACAGACACCUCAGAUGCUAAAUACUGUAGAGCUGAUGAAAAUGGUGCCGUUUCUUCCAUCUCCUCCUCUUCCUUUCUUCUCUAUGGCAUCUCCUAUGACAAAAUAUGUCAUGUAAUAUCCAUUCAUUUCCCCCUUCGGUUUCAUUGGCUGCUGCUUGCAGAAAUGACGGUGGGGAGGGACGCUGCACUGUACUAACAAUGCACUAUGUGUAUUGUAAUAGUAAAGCAAAGGGGAACAUAGCAAUGUUGUGAUGCAAAGCAUCAACCUCAAGCAUUAUUUGCAUUUCCAACAGCGUCUCUGAGCUCUCCAGAGUUCCACUGAAUGGCUGGUGGCUACAUUCCAGUGCUGGGUUUACCUUCUGGCAAAUGGGUGUAUUAUGAUUGGCCACUACAGUUUGAGAAAGCCCUUACUACAUGCUCAAAAUGUCAGGUAUGCUCACUGGCCCUCAAAUUUUGGAGAUUCCUGUAGUGGGCAUGGCCAAGGGGGAGAAGACAAGGAGGAGAUGUGGGGAGCUGGUUUCAGCAGCAGUUGCAACCUUGACACCCAGUUCUAGUUUCAACUAGUGUUCAGAUCACGGUGUGUGUUUGUGUGGUCCAUUGCAAACCCAGUGUCAUUACUCUUUGGGACAUUGUGUGUGCUUUUACAUCAAUUGCCAAGGCAUGUUCAUCUGGUCCAUCAAAAUCCUUGGUAAUUCUUAUUUUUUAAAAAAAGACUUUGAAUAAUAGGAUUAUUUUUAUGAUGUCUAAGUGCCUCAGGGAUAUUGAGCAGGAGGUGCAAAAUAAAUUUCAUAUGGAAAUGCACAGAGCUGCAAUCCAUCAGGAAUCUCCCCCAGACUGUGCUUUUACAACUCAAGAAGCAUUGCUACGGGGCUCCAUUCACUUCCAUCAAACAGAAGUGCACAAUAUGUCCCCCUCCCCGAAAAUGUUUUGAAUGUUUCCACCACCACCACCCCGAGAUUUUCAAAGGUUGUUGCCAAAUCAUAUGUUUUUAAAGUACCAGAGCGGGGAGGGUCUGAAGAGUAGUCAUAUCAGCUAUAUUUAAUUUUUAAGUAAAUUGAAAUGAAAUGUGCACCCUUUCCUUAAAACCUGUGCAGAAAAAAAAAUGUGACCGAGCAGUUCCUGAUCUUGCUCUGCAUUAAUUGGAGGAGUUCCUGUGAAUUGUGUCCCAGACUUUGUGUACCUUGGCAUUCAAACAAACAAAAAGUUCCAUAUAUUUUUGUUCUUCUUUGGGUUUUGCUCACAUUGUACUUUUUUUGUCUUCUGUUUUGCUAUGAUACAGUGUCCUGUACUAUAUAUAUGUAUAUGUAUAUAUAUAUAUAUAUAUAUAUAGUAUAUAUUCAUUCCCAUAACCAAAGUAAUGGGGAAACCAACAUUAUUUUUGUUUUAGGAUUAUUUAUACUAUAUACUGCAUUCAAUACUUUAAAAUGCCAAUUAAAGUGCAAUCUCAUUAUUUAUUGUAAAAAUAAAAAGUGUACUUAUGUACUAAAUCCUUCCCCUUCCCCUUCCCUCUCCCCCCCCCAGUAGCAUAUUAUUUUUCUAUUUUGUUUUAUGUAAGAGUAAUUUAGGGAAAAUAUUUUCAUUCCCAGCACCAUUCCUAGUAUUAACCUUCUUACAGUAUAUUGUAUGUUUUAAAAUGGGAGUGUUUAUGAAUUGCCAAAAAGAAGAAGAAAAAGAAAAGAAGAAAGAAUGUACACAAUAUUGCCCGCACACAAAUGAACCACCAUGCGGGGGCCACAUCCAUUCCAUCUGUGGCGCAUAGAAAUGGUCAUCUGCAAAGUUUACAUGUAGCCAAAAAAAAUCAUAAGCAUCUUUUGAAAUAAUAGUUUGAGACUGAUUAAUUAUUCUGCGUGCCUCUCUUGAUGUAGCAAACUAGUACAAAGGUUCUCUAUUUUGUUCUUUCCUAAUGUUAGUGUAUACAUUGCCUAGCAAACAAAUGUUAUGGAGCUAUUUUCUUUUUUAAAUCUCUUCCCACUGGCCCCAGUUUGGCCAGAAUCAUGUCUUGGCAAAUGUGGCAUAGUUGAUGUUGUUUAAUUCAACUUUAUUCCUUUUAUAUAAUACUUGGUUGACUUCAAAUAUAAAAUUUCAAAAAAAAUGGUGGGAAAAUAAAAAAACGUAGAUAGCAUUAGCUGUGCUUCAAUCUCAUUUAAAUCAUUGUGAACAAUUACCUACGAGUCAUUGGAAACAUGUUGGUUGUAAUGGCUCUGAAAUCCUUUCCAUUUUUCUGGAUCGGGCAAUCCAUUUGAAAAGUCACAUCUUUGUAAAGAAGCUGUUUUCACUCUCACCAUGCCCUGUGAUUAUCAGUCCAUAGAAAUCCCUACCUUCCAUUUUUGGCUUGAGCAGAAAAUUACUGCAUAUGCUCUCAAAACUUGCAGGCAAAAUCCGUCAUCCUCAGACUGGUUGUUAAAGCAUGACACCUUUAGUUGGGUCUAACUUUUCCCAUUGAUCUCAGUGGGACUAAUCCAAUGCAAAGGGGCAGCAGAUGAGAAGAACACAAACUCUGUCUGCAGAAAAUGGCCCUCUGGCUUCAAGAUCAAUCUUUCUCUCUCCCUUAUUUUUAGCCUCCAUUAAGGGACAGAAUUAAUUACACCAACUCAUGGAUUAGUAUAAUUUCCUGUUUUGAGCCAAAUUGUAGCUCUGUUGGCCUUUUGUACGGUGGUGAAGACAUUGGGAGGGUGGGGCAUUACUUUGGAGCACCACCAUGGAUGCAUAUGUCUAACAAACAGUUUGUGUUUUUAUUGAGCCUCAGUGUGGUUUUAGUUGAUUUUUGUUUUAAUGUAAUCUCUUGUUUUUCUUUGUUCACUGCCCAGCGUUUCUUGGAUAGAUAGGCAGCCAUAUAAUUUGGAUGGAUAAAUAAAUAAAUGUGAGGGUGAUCUGGCUGCAACAUCUCACCCCAUUGAUCACCAGAGUUGAUUUAACUGAUCUGGCUGGCUAGGCGGGUGUCCCCUUCCUUCCUCUUCACUCCGUGCUUGUUCUUCCUGAAGCUGCGUGCUUGGUGGAACAAGACAACCAUCCCAGAUAAGAUCUUCAGCCAAUAAAUAAAUAAGGAAGGAAGGAUAGGAAUUGGGAGAUCUUCAGCCACAGCACAGAUUGCCCUCAUUCUGGCCUCAUUGUUGGUAGAGCACCAACACUGGGAGGGAUCAUUUUAAUUCUUAAUAGACAUCACUCUCUCCAGCAAUAAGAAAGUUCACCAAUCUCUAGUGCUCCCAUGAACAGUCAAGAGGAGAACACACGAUUGCUUCUUUAAUCCAGAGCCAACCCUUUGUGUGUUUAGACAAAGUCAUUUUGUGCAAGACUGGAGAAAAGUCAUCUGAAGAAAAAUCAGUAACCCUUGAUUAUCAAGAAAAUAAAAUGUGUUUCAUGUUUUUAUUGUAGUUUCAGCAUCUCCCCCAUCCAUACAUACAUACCAUACACACACCCAUGCAUUUUAACUGCAAUGUUAGAUUGAAUAUGAUAUCAUUGGUUACUUUGUACCCACUUCCAUAAAGGUUAACUUCCAACGCAGCCAUUCUGUAAAAGAGAUAAUUCCACCCAUUCCUGUUUCAGCUUCCAUAAUCAUCAGCUUAUGGAAAGAAAGAAAUUGCUUUCUAUUCCCUUGUACGUCUUUUCCGGCCCAAUCAGUAUCGGCUGUGUAAAACCAACUUCCCUUGUCCCCAGUUUUGUGUAAAGAAAUUGUAAAAAAAAAAAAAAAAAAAAAUACAAUAUGGGGAAAGUAUUUUAAGAAGUUAUUUAAAAAGAAACAUUUUUAUAUUAUCUGCCUUUGUCCUUUAUGAACUUGAAAUGUUGUAGUUUUCUAAUCAUGUUUUGUCAGCAACAGUAGAUCAGUACUCACUGUUAAUCAUGGAAAAGUGCCCUAAAAUUGAAUGUUUCUGAACAUUUUUCUUGCACAAUUCUUUAAAUUGAAAAAUAAAAUUAAAAAUGGUUUUUCUUUUUAUUUUUUUUACCUCACUUAUAGGACAUACAUUCCAAGCUUUUCAACUUUAAAUAAUCAUAAGUUUUCUUGUAAAUUUUAACUAUUUCAUAUGCAUUGUAUUAAAACUGCCAUAUCAAUUUUAAUGUAUAGAUUUUUGCAAAUAUUACGCUAUGUACGUAAACCGUAUCUGUAGUGUAUAUGUAAUAUAUUUAUGCCCAAUAAAUGUUUUAAUUCUU
This is a messenger RNA of Candoia aspera, 9119 nucleotides long. It is a transcript of the gene FNDC3B, whose product is annotated as fibronectin type III domain containing 3B. Gene Ontology annotation, molecular function: protein binding. The coding region runs from base 225 to 3860 and encodes 1211 amino acids. The transcript has 26 exons. NCBI's taxonomy places the organism in Eukaryota, Metazoa, Chordata, Lepidosauria, Squamata, Candoiidae. The record is from RefSeq and is a predicted model, not a curated record.